AUGUCUUCGAACUAUCCUCAGGAUGUUACCACAACACCGGUAGCAUUGGUAGAUGUCAACAAAGCGAAAUUACCUUAUAUGCCUUUGGAAGUUCAAUUUUUGAUAGUCAAUUCAGUCUCAGAGGAAUAUUUUCCGGAGGCUUGGUUUGCAUUCCGCUUGGUUUGCAAAGCCUGGAAGGCAGAAAUUGAGAAAACUUUUCUGCAGAAGUAUAUCGGCAAAACUUAUAUUACUCUCUCCAAUCUCGGCUGCCGGAUAAGAAUCCUGGAGUGUGUCGCGAUUUCAAGGGAUCGCAACAAUGCCCUCUUCACCAUGGAGGGCCCAAAACAGGCCUUGGCCUAUGGAUACUUUGGUCAUUUGGCCAAAGGCGCGGUUACUCCCCCUGAAGCCGAUAUUGACAGGAUUUAUCACCUCGGAAUGAUUGUAGGAAUGGCCUGCACUGACCCUAAGUUAGAGGGAAUAGAGAUAGAUUUCGAACAAGAAACGAUAUCUAUACCUUGGAUUCCAAUGAUCAAUCAACUACUGGGUGAUGAAGUUCGUCUACGCCGUCGAGCAGUCAAGAUUCUUGAUACAGGGUCACAAUCCCGCCAUCCGCAAACGACAGUUAGCAGGCCCGAUCAGUCCCUAUUACUAUUUCUACCCAACUUGAAUACGGACAAAGCGAUGAGAGAGAUGUUACUCAAAAUCAUUAACCGCGAUGAUUGCUUCAUGCUUGAGAUCGACAGUGUUCGCGAGUCACGAAUACGACGACAGUAUACGCCAAGCCAGCAUGGAUUAGACGCCGGGCUCUACCGUGACAUUAAAAGGUUUCAGGCAAAGACUCCCGAGAUAUUCCGUACACGGAAUUACGUUGCCGGUACUCUGACGUUCGGCUAUCGAUGCCAGCCCUAA
Messenger RNA from Daldinia vernicosa, 888 nucleotides. RefSeq lists its product as uncharacterized. The transcript is spliced from 3 exons. The coding region runs from base 1 to 888 and encodes 295 amino acids. The record is from RefSeq and is a predicted model, not a curated record. NCBI's taxonomy places the organism in Eukaryota, Fungi, Ascomycota, Sordariomycetes, Xylariales, Hypoxylaceae.